This is a messenger RNA of Ruditapes philippinarum (Manila clam), 4048 nucleotides long. RefSeq names its product filaggrin-like. NCBI's taxonomy places the organism in Eukaryota, Metazoa, Mollusca, Bivalvia, Venerida, Veneridae. The transcript has 3 exons. The coding region runs from base 137 to 3631 and encodes 1164 amino acids. The record is from RefSeq and is a predicted model, not a curated record.
GACAAGAUGAAGCUGCUGUUGUUAGCUGUCGGUUGUAUGUUGGUGACAACAGUGCUGUGUAGACCAGCUGUUGAAGAUGCCUUCAAAAGAGAAAAAAGGGCACCGUUAGAUGUCGAUAACCUUUUAGCUGAGGUAAAUGGCCAUGAAAAUUCAACUGAUGACCACGAGGAACACUCUCACAACCAUGACCACCAUCACCAUCACUCACACACUCAUGGUCCUGACUCACAACAUUCAACCCAUGGAUCUCACCACUCACACCAUGACGGAUCCCACCAUUCUGGUUCUCACCAUGAUAGUUCGUCAUCAAGUUCUGACUCAUCACACCAUGAUGGAUCUCACCACUCACAUCAUGAUGGAUCCCACCAUUCUGGCUCUCACCACUCACAUGAUGAUUCCCAUCAUUCUGGAUCUCACCACUCACACCAUGAUGGAUCCCACCAUUCUGGUUCUCACCAUGAUAGUUCGUCAUCAAGUUCUGACUCAUCACACCAUGAUGGAUCUCACCACUCACACCAUGAUGGAUCUCAUCAUUCUGGCUCUCACCACUCACAUGAUGAUUCCCAUCAUUCUGGAUCUCACCACUCACAUGAUGAUUCCCAUCAUUCUGGAUCUCACCACUCACAUGAUGAUUCUCAUCAUUCUGGAUCUCACCACUCACACCAUGACGGAUCCCACCAUUCUGGAUCUCACCACUCACACCAUGACGGAUCCCAUCAUUCUGGAUCUCACCACUCACACCAUGAUGGAUCUCAUCAUUCUGGAUCUCACCACUCACAUCAUGGUGGAUCCCACCAUUCUGGCUCUCACCACUCACAUGAUGAUUCCCAUCAUUCUGGAUCCCACCACUCACACCAUGACGGAUCCCCACCAUUCUGGCUCACACCACUCACAUGAUGAUUCCCAUCAUUCUGGAUCCCACCACUCACAUCAUGACGGAUCCCACCAUUCUGGCUCUCACCACUCACAUGAUGAUUCCCAUCAUUCUGGAUCCCACCACUCACACCAUGACGGAUCCCACCAUUCUGGUUCUCACCAUGAUAGUUCGUCAUCAAGUUCUGACUCAUCACAUCAUGAUGGAUCCCACCACUCUGGCUCUCACCACUCACAUGAUGAUUCCCAUCAUUCUGGAUCGCACCACUCUGGCUCUCACCACUCACAUGAUGAUUCCCAUCAUUCUGGAUCUCACCACUCUGGCUCCCACCACUCACAUGACGAUUCUCACCACUCCCAUCAUGGUUCUCAUCACGAUAGUUCGUCAUCAAGUUCUGACUCAUCACACUCUGGCUCUCACCACUCACAUGAUGAUUCCCAUCAUUCUGGAUCUCACCACUCUGGCUCCCACCACUCACAUGACGAUUCUCACCACUCCCAUCAUGGUUCUCAUCACGAUAGUUCGUCAUCAAGUUCUGACUCAUCACACUCUGGCUCUCACCACUCACAUGAUGAUUCCCAUCAUUCUGGAUCUCACCACUCUGGCUCCCACCACUCACAUGACGAUUCUCACCACUCCCAUCAUGGUUCUCAUCACGAUAGUUCGUCAUCAAGUUCUGACUCAUCACAUGAUUCUCACCACUCUCAUCAUGAUGGAAGUCACCAUUCUCAUGACAAUGAUUCACACCAUUCUCACCAUGAGGAUUCCCACCACUCUAACCAUUCAGUAGAACAUGAAGAUAUGCAUGAUUCUAAUCAUUCUCAUCAUUCUCACCAUAAUUCCCAUUCUGAUAGUUCCCACAGCUCAAGUUCAUCAUCUGAUAGCUCAGACCACUCACACCAUGAUGGAUCUCACCAUUCUGGAUCACAUCACUCACACCAUGACGACUCUCACCAUUCUGGAUCACAUCACUCACAUCAUGAUGGAUCUCACCAUUCUGGAUCACAUCACUCACAUCAUGACGACUCUCACCAUUCUGGAUCACAUCACUCACACCAUGAUGGAUCCCACCAUUCUGGUUCUCACCAUGAUAGUUCGUCAUCAAGUUCUGACUCAUCACAUCACGAUGGAUCUCACCACUCACACCAUGAUGAUUCUCAUCAUUCUGGAUCACAUCACUCACAUCAUGAUGGAUCUCACCAUUCUGGAUCACAUCACUCACACCAUGAUGGAUCCCACCAUUCUGGUUCUCACCAUGAUAGUUCGUCAUCAAGUUCUGACUCAUCACAUCACGAUGGAUCUCACCACUCACACCAUGAUGAUUCUCAUCAUUCUGGAUCACAUCACUCACAUCAUGAUGGAUCUCACCAUUCUGGAUCACAUCACUCACAUCAUGACGACUCUCACCAUUCUGGAUCACAUCACUCACACCAUGAUGGAUCCCACCAUUCUGGUUCUCACCAUGAUAGUUCGUCAUCAAGUUCUGACUCAUCACAUCACGAUGGAUCUCACCACUCACACCAUGAUGAUUCUCAUCAUUCUGGAUCCCACCACUCACACCAUGAUGGAUCUCAUCAUUCCGGAUCUCACCACUCACAUGAUGAUUCCCAUCAUUCUGGAUCUCAUCAUUCACACCAUGACGGAUCCCACCAUUCUGGAUCUCACCACUCACACCAUGAUGAUUCUCACCACUCUGGAUCACACCACUCACAUGAUGAUUCUCACCAUUCUGGAUCUCAUCACUCACAUGACGAUUCUCACCAUUCUGGAUCUCAUCACUCACAUGAUGAUUCUCACCACUCUGGAUCUCACCACUCACAUGAUGAUUCCCAUCAUUCUGGAUCCCAUCACUCACACCAUGGUGAUUCUCAUCAUUCUGGAUCUCACCACUCACACCAUGAUGACUCUCACCAUUCUGGAUCACACCAUGGUGAUUCUCAUCAUUCUGGAUCUCAUCACUCGCACCAUGAUGAUUCCCACCACUCUGGAUCACACCAUGGUGAUUCUCACCAUUCUGGAUCCCACCACUCACACCAUGAUGGAUCUCACCACUCACAUGAUGAUUCCCACCACUCUGGAUCUCACCACUCGCACCAUGGUGAUUCUCACCAUUCUGGAUCUCACCACUCACACCAUGAUGACUCUCACCAUUCUGGAUCCCACCACUCACACCAUGAUGGAUCUCACCACUCACAUGAUGACUCCCACCACUCUGGAUCUCACCACUCGCACCAUGAUGACUCUCACCAUUCUGGCUCCCACCAUGAUGAUUCUCAUCAUUCUGGAUCCCACCACUCACAUGAUGAUUCCCAUCAUUCUGGAUCUCACCACUCACACCAUGAUGGAUCUCACCAUUCUGGAUCUCACCACUCACACCAUGAUGAUUCCCACCAUUCUGGAUCACACCAUGAUGAUUCUCACCAUUCUGGAUCACACCACUCACAUGAUGAUUCUCAUCAUUCUGGAUCUCACCAUUCACAUGACGAUUCCCACCAUUCUGGAUCUCACCACUCACACCAUGAUGGAUCUCACCAUUCUGGAUCUCACCACUCGCACCAUGAUGAUUCCCACCAUUCUGGAUCACACCAUGAUGAUUCUCACCAUUCUGGAUCACACCACUCACAUGAUGAUUCUCACCACUCACAUCAUGAUGAUUCUCACCAUUCUGGAUCUGAUCACUCACACCACGCUGAACAUUCCCUGCAUGAAUCUGAUUUGUCUGUAGAAGUUGACACUCAUGUCCAUGUACGUCACUAGAUUCCUCAAUAAAAUAACACUGAUGACAGUAGUGAUAGAUUUCAAAUUAACUAAACGUUCCUAAAAUAGCGGUUUCGACAAUACAAAUUUCAAGAAAUGUAACCUUUGUAACACUAAAAUAUUGAUGAUGAAUAUCAUAAAUUAGUUGUUUGUUUCAAAUAAAAUCAAUUCUCUCUUCUGACAAACAUUAAAUAUGUUUACAAAUAUUUCAUUAAGUGUAUCAAUAUCAUUUUUUGAAGCGAUGUUACUUAUUUGGGUAUAGAUACGAUAUAAUAGUGCUUUUAUAUUGUUUUUAUUAUAUUGCAAUGUUUAGAAAACUGCUUCUUUAUGAGUACCGACUUUAUGUAUGGUUUUAAUACUUAAUUCUUGACAAAUUGUAUCUCUAACUCUUAGAAUGUAAUAAAAAUAUAAAUGUUA